AUGACGAGAUGGGAUCAGUUGCAUGAACGAUACUUCAGCUAUCUUGCUAUUUUGUCUUUCGACAAAGCCAAAGAACUUUUAGAUAAAGAAGGCGGCCGAAUGAGCAGUGAUUUUCUUCCCUAUUUGCAAAUGUUAGUGCAAUAUGAACGCAGCUAUCACAAUUUCGGUUUUAUUGUUGGACCAAAGGGAAAUUUGAGUAACGUUCGACGUGACAAAUCUCUUAGUCAAUGUUAUUCCGACCUUCAUAUGUCAUUAAUUGAAGUUCAAACAAACGGCAAAUCCAAUAUUUCUACACAAGCAUCGGCUGACGAAGUCAAAGAAAUAAAUUAUAUCGAACAACUAACAGCUGGUUUGAUCACAUUCUUCAGUAUUCGAACAAGUCUAAUGAAAUUAUAUGAACAAAUAUCUACUGCAGUCCGACGUAAUGAACAUAACGUUCGACUCGAAGGUUAUCUUGACGAAGCAACGAGCAUAUCUCAACUUGAUAUGUCUGCAUUGAACAUCCCUGUUCUUCACUCACUUCGUCGAUUAUUAAAACAUGAAAUCGAUUGCUUAUUGUUAUUAAUUCAAUCGUAUGUAUAUAUUUGUGAAUAUCAAUAUAUGGAUGGAAUAUCCUCAUUGCAUCAUAUGCAUUGCGUAUUGAGCAAUUGGAAUGAAAACAUUGAAAAUCAACAGAACGCCAAUCACCGGUUUACAUUGUCAAGUUCCAGCGCAUUGAGUUUUUUCAAAUCAUCAACGAAGCCAGCACUUUACACGUUCUUUUUGAAAUUUCACGAGUUAUUAGUAGCCAAAUUCACGCUCUAUUUUACGGAUAUUCUGUUAGAAUACGGCGGACCAGAAGCAAAAACGCCGAUGAGUAAAACUAAUCCAGAAUUUUCUACGCGCAUAGCACAAUUCUCUCGACGUUCGAAUGUCGAAUGGAUCACACUGAUAUUACAUACAAAGACGCAACGUACAUGCUCCAGUCAAUUUCAACCAAUCAAUAAUAAUAAUUCUCUGGCAUCGGCAACAAGCGGAGACGAUAGUGCGUAUCGAAUUAUAUUCGGCUAUCCGUCGAAGUUACAUUCGACUGACGACAUUGCUCAACAGAUUCUUAAAAAAGUGGAAAUUAAUACUGAAACACUUAUCAACGGAGAAAAAAUGUUUUACAAUGGCGAUGCGAAUCAAUUAAAGACAUAUUUCCUGCAGAAUAUCGAUCCAAGAAUAACUCUCGCACUUGUUUUUGCGUCUCAUCGCCAAGAGCGUGAUACAACUAUAACAAAUUUUCUCAGUGAAUUGCUGGAUUUAUUGCGCGGUUCACGGCAAUUACUGUAUUUUAAAACUGCGCCAAAAUAA
Molecule: messenger RNA, 1335 nt
Organism: Adineta ricciae
Lineage: Eukaryota; Metazoa; Rotifera; Eurotatoria; Adinetida; Adinetidae
Source: the annotation of a GenBank genome assembly